Messenger RNA from Gongylonema pulchrum, 540 nucleotides. The record is from the annotation of a GenBank genome assembly. NCBI's taxonomy places the organism in Eukaryota, Metazoa, Nematoda, Chromadorea, Rhabditida, Gongylonematidae.
AUGGUGGAUGAUCGUGUUGCAAGGAUCCGAUGCAGUGGAGCAGCACAUUCUGAACAUGCUCCUGUCCUUCUGCAGCAGUUCAUCUACAGUCAUUAUCACUGCGUUGCAUACACCACUGUCGUUGUUGCUUAUGUUGUCGGCUUCAAUGAAUAUGCAAUAUUGCGCUUGAAGCUGCUAAUUUGGCCCGAGCGACAGCAGGUCUAUUUUUCGACCUGUGAGAAGCGCGCAAACGAACCAAUCGGCAAAGCGCCCUUUCAUUACGCGGUUGUCUUCACAGCCUUCAUUGUUGUCGCACUCUUCCAGCUUGUUUGUUAUUUCGGGCUGACAAUCUCAUCAAAGUGGAUGUACCAUCAUGCAGUGAGGAACGAAGUGGAACGGGUCACUCGACUACGACAGGAACUAGCUGCGCGUAUCCGUAAUCAGAUGUACGGCGCGCUAUUUCCCACGUUCCGUAAUAUUUUUGCUUUUUGUAUAGCACAGUGCUUUCCAAUACUGAAACAAUCACUGGCAAAUUUAACACCACUUUAUUACUGCUUUUAA